Molecule: messenger RNA, 2706 nt
Organism: Penicillium arizonense
Lineage: Eukaryota; Fungi; Ascomycota; Eurotiomycetes; Eurotiales; Aspergillaceae
Exons: 3
Coding region: 1-2706 (901 amino acids)
Source: RefSeq, a predicted model, not a curated record
AUGCGCUGCACGCUUGCAGUGCGGCGCAGACAGAAGUCCGAGGCUGGGAGUGAGAAAUGUGAGAUAUCAGCCACUGCAGUUCGGGGGCCCGGAGCCACUAACGCCGAUCGCGAUCUGGAUCCCAAGGAUCUCCAGGGUCUCCAGGAUUUCAAGGAGGGCCAACAGGAGUCAAGGCCAGCAAUCGAGGGCCAUCACCUCCCUCGCACUCCCUACGCCCCAGGCCUCAUCCCCCGUGAAAUAAAGUACAAUAGAACAGAGACCCCUCCAACGAUCCCUACCCAAAAGGAACCCACCCAACUUCCCCCGGAAGUCUUCUCCCAAUGUUUCGUGUCUCGACACACCCCAAGGGCGUCUGACGAAGUUCACGACGUUUACGACCCUACACUUACGACCUUUGCGCGGCAACGCCAGCCCGCUGCCCAACGACCAUCCUCUGCUGAGGCAGACCCCCAAUUCCGACCCCCUAGCGCUUCCCACUCCCAGCGCACCUUACGUCGCGUUCGCCGACAACCAGAGACCCGACAGAACCUCCACCGUCGAGCUGUAUCCUUAGACGUCCCUUCGCACCCUCGCCCUCCGCCGGCGCAUACAAGACAAAGCUCUGUGCGACAGCCUCCAGCCAGUGGAAUCGCAGCGCUACGUCCGGCACUUUCCGAAGCGCAUACUGAUGACAACGGGUCGACCGUAGACGACCCCUACCAGCUCCUCGACACAUCCUAUUGGCCGCAGCGCAACACCGGUGUCUCAUCGCGCACUGCGUCUGCAAUCCUCUUUGCCCUUGAGGACGCCAUCCGUGGUCCACUCCAACUUUCAACUGACUGGGACGAAGUGAAUGCUUCUAUGUCAGACAUGGUAGGCGUAGCUGGUCCUGCUGGGCCUACGGGCAAUGCCCGUUCUCAGAAUGGUGGAGCCCGUGUACCCCAGAAUCCUGUGUCCGGGUCAUCGCAGCCCCCGAGUGGGAUGCGCACACCGACGGAUAUCAUGAGACAGCGGAGGGAUCGGGAGGCUCGCCGUAAGGCCGAGCAGGAUGCCCGAGACAAGGAACAGGAAGAACUGGAACGACAGCAGCUGGACCAUGAGCAAGCUCAAAUCCAGGCUCAAGCUCAGGCCCAGGCUCAGCAAUACUCUGCUGCUAUUUCCGGCGAUAAUGCCUCCCAGUCCCGAACACGAAUCCCCCGCGCAAAUAGGGUUGCUGAAGGGCAGCCUGAUACUGUACCCGUCACUGGGCCUCCGGCAGGUUACCAACCCGCACCUCCGACAACUGGUGCAGGGCCAAUAGCCGGUCAAUCUCGGCCAGUACAAGCAUCUAGUCAACAGCCCCUGGGUACGUCUGCACCCCAGCAUGGUCGGUCGCAGAGCGCUGCAGCUGCUGGAGCUCAGACUGGACCGAGCGGAUUCUCCAAGCCUGCCCAGCCUGCACCUGCAGCGUCCUCUGCUACUGCACAAUCUCUCCAACAGCCUCGGCGCGUUGGUUUCCCGCAUGCAUUUGAACGAUGGGAGACACUUUCCUCGCACUGGGAGGGUCUCACCAGCUACUGGAUGCGCAAGCUGGAACAGCACAACGAGGACUUAGAGCGUGAUCCUCUCAGCCAACAACUGGCUCGACAGAUUACCGACUUGUCCGCCGCUGGCGCCAACCUGUUCCAUGCAGUAGUCGAAUUACAACGUCUACGAGCCUCCUCGGAACGCAAGUUCCAGCGCUGGUUCUUCGACACCCGCGCCGAGCAGGAACGAGCCAAGGAAGUGCAAGCAGAUCUGGACCGCCAGCUUAAAGCCGAACGACAAGGCCGAGCUGAUGCCUUUGCCGCUGCUCAAACGGCCGAAAAGGACAAAGUCCGCGCAGAAGAGCUCCUCAAAGAGAUGCGGCGCGAACUCCAAAUCUCUAAAGAAGAAGCCCGCCGCGCCUGGGAAGAACUCGGCCGUCGCGAACAAGAAGAGCGAGACCGAACCAACUCGCUCCGAAACGGCGAACCAACUCUCGUCGGAGGCGUCCAAGUAGUACCCAUGAUCUCCGGCGUCCCAAGCCGCCACAACACAACCAACCGGCCCCAAACUCGCGAAGGACCGUACCCAGGCGGCCCAACAGCCACAACCAUGGGCACAGAUGCCUACGGCAAACCAACCGGACCCAGCACAAGCGGACGAUACUACGAAGACGGCACACCAAUGUCACCAACAGGCUCCGACCCCUUCAUUGAACCCAAAAAGACAGACCCACCCGCCUCCUCGAAAGCCCCCUACCCAGGCCAACUCUACGCGCACCAAAACACCUCAGUGCCCUACGCUGCACCCGCAGCCUCCGAACCAGACGACCACUCUUACGUAGGAAGCAGCGACGCCGGAGACGAGGAAUACGCGCAUUACGCGCACGAUCCCCAGGGCCACGGCCUCUCUUACCCACCCCCUCGCUCAGAGGGAAGUGAGGAAUACGAUAACACAGCCGAAGAUGACCGCCACUAUAUGCCCGACGACGCCUAUACCUCGGCUGCAUCCUCUGCGCCACUGCAGGCUCCCUACCCGCCUGUCUCGGCUGCGGAUUAUAGUGGUGCUGGAUGGGGUCCCGGGACCGGGUGGGAGUCUAUGACUCCGCGUCAUCGGCACCCGACCCGCCUCAGUGAUGUCCUUGAAGAGGAUGAGCAUAGUCGGACUAGUCCCAGUCGUGCUAGUCAGCGGAGUCGCAGCCAGGCUAGUCGGAACAUUCUUUAG